Messenger RNA from Rhinopithecus roxellana (golden snub-nosed monkey), 3228 nucleotides. RefSeq lists its product as uncharacterized. Bases 1133 to 1747 code for a protein of 204 amino acids. The record is from RefSeq and is a predicted model, not a curated record. The transcript has 6 exons. NCBI's taxonomy places the organism in Eukaryota, Metazoa, Chordata, Mammalia, Primates, Cercopithecidae.
UACUAAACUAAUCCUUCAAAAAGAAGUUAAAAUAUUUUUGUAAAAUUUUCAAAUGUCAGCCAAGUUUUGCGUUAGGGACACAUUUAUAUAUAGCAAAAGCCUGAGCUGUUUUUAAACAGCUAAAAACAGUAAUAUUUAUUACAGUCUACACAUUGAAAACAACUAGUGCAAUGUAAGAAGUAUUAUGUAUCUUACUGUUGAUGUGUGAGCAGGGAGCACAGCUAUCUGCAUUUGUAUUUUGUCUGAGAGUCCUAAGUGUUCUUCACCAACUUUUUCUUCCUCAUAGAAGCAACAUGACAUAGUUAAGGGUGUGGACUCUGGACUCCUGCUGCCUGGGCCCCAAUUCCAGCCUGGGGCAUGCUACUUAAUAUCUCUGUGCCUCAAUUCCCUUCCCAUAAAAGAGUAGUGAUAGUGACAACAUCUUGGGAUUGCUUUGAGGUCUAAAUGAGUUGAAAUUUUCAAAGCACUUAGAAUAGUGUCUGAGACACUAUUCUAUAUAUUAGAGCUAUAUAUUAGAGGUUAUCAUCAUUAUUUGUAUUUUGUGAAUUACGCUGCAAAAAAAAAAAAAAAAAAAAAAAAAAGGUUGGCUACCCAACAUUCAUCCCCCACCUUCUUGCUGCCAGUGCCUUGAUUUGGUUGUUUGUUGUUUGUUUGUUUUCCUAGAAGUGAUUUAGGGGCAGUUCCUGACUACACUAAGUCAGGGUUUGACAAAUGACGGUCCAUCAGACAGAUCUGGCCCACUACCCAUUUUUGUAUCCUGCAAGCUAAGAAUGAUUUUAUAUUUCUAAAUGGUUGAAAAAAAUAAAAGAAUAUUGUGACACAUGAAAAUUAUAUGAUAUUCAAAUUUCAGUGUCCAUAAAUGAAGUAUCGAAAACACAAAUACAAACAAAAACAUCUGUUUAUGUUUGACCUGUGGCUGUCUUUGCACUACCCCAGCAGGGUUGAGUAGCUGUGGCAGACACCUUAUGCCCUUGAGCCUAUGAUCUAUCACUUCACAAAGGUCUCAGUCCAUUACCCAGACUGGAGUGAAGCUUGAAAUAUUUUCAAAUUUAUCUUGUGGUUUCUUUUUUGAUCCAAUGAUUUAGAGUGAUUGUUCCAGGGAUUAUGAUGUGCUUUUGAUUUUUUCCAACGAAUGACGGACGAAGUGAUAGACUUCUUCCCCGGCUGGAAGGGGGCUCUGGAGCGCUGCCCGGAGGCAGUGGAUGGAGGGCACCGGGCACGGCACCAAGAGCUCUGCAGCCAGGGUCUGGUGCACCCUCUUGUUCCACCUCCCAGGAGCCACGCAGCCAGCACCCGCAGCGGCCUGUGCGCCCCAGCCAGGCUCGACCUCAGCGCUGUGGCAGCCGUAUACCUCACCUGGGCAGGCCUCGGGCUGCAUGCAGGCCGUAGAGUGCCCAGGCCCCUUGAGGCAACCAGAGGGCUGGAUCUGCAACACGGCCCCGGGGAAUGGAUGAUGCACAGGCGACGAAGCUACACUGUCUUUCCUUUUGCAGGAGAUAAAACUUUUUUCAGUCUACAUGCCUGCAAUCACAUGGCAUGGGACUUUCUCUACCAGGCUCAUUUUUUAGACCUGAUGUUCUCCAGAUUUCUUUAUGUGGCUGCAGAUGGCAGGAUUUCCCAAAGCUUUGUGGCUGAAACAUAUUUCAUGGUGCAUCUGUACAGCAGUUUCUUCAUCCCUGCAGCUGUGUACGGACAGGUUUUUCCACAUGGCUGCAAAUCACUAGAUUUCACCCAUUUCUAUGGUUGAAGAAUAUUCCGUUCUGGAUGAACAUUGCAGUUUCCUCAUCCCUUCAUCAACGGAUGAAAAGGCCCCUCUGCUGCAGGUCUGCUGGAGUUUACUGGAGAUCCACUUUAGACCCUGUUUGCCUGCGUCACCAGCACAGGCUGCAGAACAGCAAAAAUUGCUGCCUGUUCCUUCCUCUGGAAGCUUCUUCCCAGAGGGGCACCUGCCAGAUGCCAGCCAGAGAUCUCCUGUGUGAGGUGUCCGUUGACCUUUACUGGGAGGUGUCUCCCAGUCAGGAGGUAUGGAAGUCAGAGAAUCACUUAAGGAGAGCUCGAGUGCUGUGGUGGGAGAUAAGCUGCUCUCUUCAGAGCCAGCAAACAGGCACGUUUAAGUCUGCUAAAGUUGCUCCCACAGCCUCCCCUUCCCCUAGGUGCUCCGUCCCAGGGAGAUGGGAGGUUGACCUAUAAGCCCCUGACUGGGGCUGCUGCCUUUUUUUCAGAGAUGCCCUGCCCAGAAAGGAGGAAUCUAGAGAGGCAGUCUGGCUACAGCAGCUUUACCAAGCUGUAGUGGCCUCCACCCAGUUAGAACUUACUGGCAGCUUACACUGUGAGGAGAAAACCGCCUGCCUACUCAAGUCUCAGUAAUGACCGACACCCCUCCCCCCACCAAGCUUGAGCAUCCCAGGUUGACUUCAGACUGCUGUGCUGGCAGAGAGAAUUUCAAGCCAGUGGAUCUUAGCUUCCUGGAUUUUGUGGGGGUGGGAUCCUCUGAGAUAGAUCACUCAGCUUCCUGGCUUCAGCCCCCUUUCCAGGGGAAUAAACGGUUCUGUCUCGCUGGUGUUCCAGGUGCCACUGGGGGAUGAAAAAAUACUCCUGCAGCGAGCUCAGUGUCUUCCCAAAUGGCCACCCAGUUUUGUUCUUGAAACCCAGGGCCCUGGGGGUAUAGGCACUAGAGGGAUUCUCCUGGUCUGAGGGUUGUGAAGACUGUGGGAAAAGUGUGCUAUCUGGGCUGGAGUGCACCAUUCCUCACAGCACAGUUCCUCAGGGCUUCCCUUGGCUAGGGGAGGGAGUUCCCCAACCCCUUGCACUUCCUGGGUGAGGUGAUACCCCACCCUGCUUUGACUCACACUCUGUGGGCUGUAUCCACUGUCUAACCAGUCCCAACGAGAUGAGCCAGAUAACUUAGUUAAAAAUGCAGAAAGCAGCUGCCUUCUGCGUUGCUCUUACUGGGAGCUGCAGACUGGAGCUUUUCCUAUUCAGCCAUCUUGCCAGUCACCAAAAAUAUCUAUUUCCUAUUGAAAUGUCUUGGCAUCUUUGACAAAAUAAGCUUACGAAAUUAAUAUGAUUAUUAAUGGACCUUCAGUUUUAUUCUACUCGUGUACUUAGAUUUAUCUUUUUUUAUUUUUUAAAAAUUUUUUUAUGAGAUGGAGUUUUGCUGUGUUGCCUAGGCUGGAGUGCAGUGGCAUGAUCUCAGCUCACUCCAGCCUCUGCCUCCCAGGUUCAAGC